CGCGCGGUGCGCGCUGGCCAUAAAAAAAAAAAAAAAGGAAAAACCUAAACCAAAACCCCAAAACAGAAACAGAAACGGGGAAGGAGGCACAGAGGAAUGGGGGAAACGGCAAUGCCAACGACGUCAGUGAGUCAAUAAUGUAAUUUUCUCGUUUGAUAUUUCGACUACAUACACAGAGAGAGAGAGAGUGGUGGGGAAAUGAAUGAGGAAAUGAGUUGAAGGCGGGCCAUUAAACGAACCCAGCCAGCAUUCCUCGCAAGCAAGCUAAACGAGGUUAAAGGUCGCCAACAGAGUCUCCAAACACUUGCAUCCCAUCCUAACCAAGCCAAUUAGUUUUUAAACUUAAAGCAUUUCCACCAGAACUCUAUAAAUUUACAAAAAAUCCAUACACAGUUUGCUGUGAAUGGCCUGUCAAUCAGUGCUGAUUACAUGUACACAUCCACAUCGAAAUAAGAGUUCAAAACAGUUAAAGACAAAUUUCCAUUCACCCUCAAAUAUUUCGGCACAUUUUGUAUCACAAAAACAAAAAGAAAACAAUAAACACUUUAUUAACGAAAGGAUUCGUUUUAAGGAAUAGCGCAUCUCAGGACGGGAAAACAUGUCGUUAUCGAAGCAAUCAAUUGAUCUCAAGCCACAAGCUAGUCCACUCGCCUAUGGGAAGUUGAAGGAUCUGGACGAGAUGGAUCCCAUCAAUUUAGAUGUACCAAAUCGACAGAUGGGUUUCUCUAGUUCCAUUGUGGACCAUCAAGUGGACGAGAGCAUAGAAAACACAACCUUAGGCGAACUGCAGCGGAUUUUCGAAAGCCUAGCACCGUCACCUUCUCCGGUUCGAGAGCUGCCCAACAACAGUCUACGGAAUAUUAACAAAUCCGAUCCGGUAUUCUAUGGCUGGGAUGAGGCACCAGCGGGACGAAUAUCAAGGGGCCAAAUUAAGAGAACCCAUACUCGUAAUCCCAUCUUAAACCCUGAGGAAACUGAGCUGGAAAUUGAGGAAAAACCCCAACAGGCAUUGCUGGCUAUCGAAAACCAGACUCUUGAUCUUCCAGAAGACGAAAUGAAUGCGAAAACCCGUCUGCUGGUCAUCAAGUUCUUUAAUCUAAUGCAUGCGAAGCUAUGGCGACGCCGGAGGUCAGAGGUCGGGGAUUUGCACACGCUUGUUCGCAAAUACCAGGCUCAUGCUGCUCGCACCCAAACCGAGCUGUUAACCCGAAACCAGAUGAUUUGCUUAGAGCAACGACGUGGCGAACAGCUGUCUCAUCAGCUGAUGCGGGCCAUGAGUCGCAUCCGCAUGACCAUGGAAAGUUGCGCCGAACUGGACAAUGAGCUGCAGCAGCUGAAGAUGCGGGAGGCGUUUUUGAACAGCGAACUGGCGUCCAAGUCGCAGGAAUGUUCAAAUUUCGCUGAAAUGCUAGAAAUCUGCCGUUCCGAAAUGUUUCGCGAAUUGGAAAAUUAUCGUGAAAAUGCUGCCGAGUUGGCCAAACAACAGAAACGAGCCUUCGAUUUGGAGCAUGAAAAUGCCCAGCUGGAGGAUCAGCUGCUCACAAUCAAGGAUCAGUUUGCCCUACAGAAUGAUCAGAUGUCGGUGGCUCUGGCCGAGAAACAGGAACAACUGAACACCGCCUACGAGACUCUGAAGCGAUGCGAACAAGAACUGGCCAAGCUGGAGUUAAAAUACAAAGAGGCUCUGCGCCAGAACGAGAUCGAUGAGGAUUUGCAAAAGGAGAUUUCGAAUCUAAAGAAGAGCAUGGGCUUCGCACGCUAUAUGAUCUUCUAUCUGACGGAACGUGAAUGGGGCUACUGUCAAGGAGCUUUCCAAGGUUACGUAUACCACAUGGUGGCCGAAACACUAGACUGCCUGGCUCCCGCAUUUGCCACACCACCGAUGGCUGAUAAUUUACUUCGAAUAGCGAUAGCCGCCGUAUUCCUACUUAUUGCCAUGUAUUAACUUCAUUCGAUGAUGAGGGGAAAAUGAUCAAGAGAGUCUUUUCCAUUGUUUUGGAGUUUUUAAAAGAGUCGAGUCGAAAAGGGGUCAAUGGGGAUAUUGUGAGAAUUUUCAUUUACGCUCACUAAAAACAUUUCGUUUUUCUUUUUUGACAUAGUAUUUCACAAGCUAAACCAGAAAAAUUCGAAUAAAAAAUUUCCCCUAGCCUGAAUUUAAGUUUCUUGAUAACAAAAUGAUAUUUAACAAAAAACGAAUUUGUAUUCCUAACUGCUAGACUUUAAAUAACAGUAAUAAUAAAGUUAUAAGAACGCAAAAUGA
Molecule: messenger RNA, 2260 nt
Organism: Drosophila eugracilis
Lineage: Eukaryota; Metazoa; Arthropoda; Insecta; Diptera; Drosophilidae
Exons: 4
Coding region: 599-1945 (448 amino acids)
Source: RefSeq, a predicted model, not a curated record